CUGGUGUGGAGCCCACAACAUGUGCACCCAUAAGAUUCAACAAUCCGCAUCACGAUGCCGAGUGACAGCAGUGCUUCUGGGCAGAGGAAAGCAUGCACAUCCUGUCGCGCGCUCAAGACGCGUUGUUUGCCCUCCAGCGGUCCGGAGGCGCCGUGCCUCCGUUGCGUGGGGCUAGGUCAUGAAUGCGUGUACAGCGCACUGAAGAGAGGUCCCCCAAAAGGCCGGAAGCGCGUUCCGCGGCUGGACAGACCGCGCAGCAUACAGCCAAGCGCCGCGACGUGUACAAGCGAGGGCGUGCUCCCCACAGGGCGCGCGGCUGUCGACGACUCUCCGCCGCCCUCGUUUGCACAGGUUCUCUCGGCGGCAUACUCGCCCGUUGCUUCCACUUCCACACUGCGACCAACGACCCAACCGCCCAUCGCUUCCUUCUUCCCGAACGAGCUAGCCGCCGCGCCGUUGCGAGUAACCCUCGAGAGCUACUUCGAACCGGAUGCCGCGCUCGACCCUACACCGCCGGCUGCAGCGUCAUGGCUGGUGUACACGGAUCCCGUCGCCGUGGGACUCAUCUCGGAGCCUGAAGCCCAGUACCUCUUCAGAGAGUUUAUGGAGCGCGUCGCGCCGUUUGGGCACAUCUUUGACCCCCUUUACCACACCUACGAGCGCGUGCGAGCCUCCCCGACACUGUUUGCGGCAGUAAUUGCUGCUUCAGCCCGAUUCUUCCACCCCAGUCUAGCAGAAAUUACGCUCGACCUCGCGGAGACAAAUAUCGGACGCGCACUGCGCCGCGACGAUAUCGGCAUCCCCCUUGUUCAAGCGCUGAUGGUUCUGGUGUACUGGAAGUCAAUAGCAGAUCGCUCCGCAUACCACAAGAUCGGGCUGGCAAUACGCCUGCUCGCGCAGCUUCGCAUCUCAUGGGACACCGACCGAGAGUUUACCAGCAUCGAAGCAGAGCGUGCACAAGUGGACGCAGAACGCACGAUGUCCAUCGCAUCCACCACCGAGUUCUCCUACAGCAUUCUCCUGCGCCUCCCUUCACACAGUAUCUCGGUUCCGGGCCACAGCGAGAUGAUGCGUUGGGCACAGCGUCACGCACACCUCGGCGUCCCAGGCGACAUGUUCAAGGCGUUCCUGGCGGAGUUGUGGAGUUUCCACUUCAGCGAACGUGGUGACCUGUGGUUCCGAUCGGCUGCAGAGUGGGAGGAGCGGCAGGCCGCGUGGGGCGCGGUCGUUAACAAGUGGCUGCAGAGUGGGCACAUCCCGAGGGAGUAUCGAGGGAACGCCGAGAUGCUUGCGCAAGCUGGCACGAUCAGCCGUGCGUUUUUGGGCCUUAAGCUCGGCUUUGGUACCGCGUCCGCGGUCCUCGACAUCGCCGAGCCCUUUGCCGACCGGCUCAAAGAGAUGCUCCGGCUCGGCGAACUUCUGUUUUACCCGGAAUACGCUCUGAGCGGUGUCAUGCUCCCCGCUGUGCUUGUCUAUCACGUAAGCUGCCAGCUCUUCCUGCGACGGCUGAACUUUCGCUGACGAUGGUCCCGUGCCGUCUUCUCGCCAGCGGAGCUCAGGCGCGCGCGCCAAAUGGUCGGGGAGCUGCGCGCCGCAUUCGACGACCUUCCGGAACGAGCGACACAUGAUCAUGCCCUCCG
This is a messenger RNA of Cutaneotrichosporon oleaginosum, 1640 nucleotides long. Lineage: Eukaryota; Fungi; Basidiomycota; Tremellomycetes; Trichosporonales; Trichosporonaceae. The record is from RefSeq and is a predicted model, not a curated record.